CGAAGAAAACUACACAUGACCAAAAAGUACCAAAAAGUACCAUGAAAAAUAUCCAAAUCCAUCCCUUUAUAAGUACAACUCAAUGUAGGCCAAAAACAAGAAAAGGAAAAAAAAAUUAUACAGCCCAAUGGGAGUAAAAAUGUCAAAACAAAGACCAAAAAAAAAAAAAAAAAAGGUAAAAAGAAAAAAGUAUACACAAUGGGGGUAAAAAUGUCAAAACUCGAAAAAAAAAUACAAAAGUUCAACUCAGGAAACGAGUCGCGUCUGGGUUUGGGUUGGUACUCGGACUGAACUGGUCGAACCAAAUCGGACCAUCCCCAACUCAAACCCUCCCUCAGACUGAUCAAGAGAGAGAAAAAAAGAGAAGAGAGAGAACAAGGGAGGGAGGAGAGAGAGGACUUCGGUUUCAAUACCAUCCCACAAAAAGCUCUACCUGCAAACAAUGAGAGAGUGGAAUUGAGGGGCACGCAUAACAGUUGAAGAGUUGGCACUGUCUGAAAAUGAAUCUUCAGAUUGCCACUCAUACAGGUUGGUACUUGGUGCAGCCUUCUUCCGCUUUUGCCUCAUUAGGGAUAACCAUGAGGACCUGUUUAUAGUUUGCCUAGAAACUACAUGUGUGGAUAAUUACUCACUCAACAAGAAUGGAUGUUGGGGAAAAUUGCGGAGGAGCAAAUGUUGAACCUAAUAGUGUUGAGAGAGUUGAGAGAGAGAUACUUAGUCAGGAUGACGAUGGGAGUGCAAAACCACGAGUUGGUAUGGAGUUUGAAUCUGAAGAAGCUGCCAAGACUUUUUAUGAUGCAUAUGCCAGGCGUGUAGGUUUUAGCACCCAUGUUGGUCAGUACAGCCGUACUACCCCCGAUGGGCCGAUUGUUAAUUGGGAAUUUUCAUGUUCCAGAGAGGUUUUUAAGAGGAAGAAUUUUGAGAGUUGCAACGCUAUGCUUAGGAUAGAGAGAAAAGAUCCUGAUAGCUGGGUUGUCACAAAAUUUGCGGAGGAUCAUAAUCACUCCACAGUCAGUCCCAGCAAGGUACAUUACCUUCGACCCCGCAGGCAUUUUGCUGCUUCUACAAAGAAUAUGCCUGAAACAAAUGACGGCCUAAGUGAUGUCUUUGUCUCCAUGGAUGGAAAUCAUGUAUCUUAUGAUCCUAAUCGUGGAGUUAGGAAUGCUUCCCCUGUAGAAACAAAUUAUCCUGCGAGGAGUAUUGGGCCUGUAAAUUAUGGACCCUUCAGUAGCUGUAGCCGAAAGAGAACCCUAGGAAGAGAUGCUCAGAAUCUCCUCAACUAUUUCAAGAAGAUGCAGGCUGAAAACCCUGGUUUCUAUUAUGCCAUACAACUUGAUGAUGAUAAUCGCAUGAGUAAUGUUUUCUGGGCUGAUGCAAGAGCUAGGACGGCUUAUAGUCACUUUGGCGAUGCAGUAAUUUUUGAUACAAUGUACAGACCGAAUCAGUUUCAGGUUCCAUUUGCUCCCUUCACUGGUGUAAAUCAUCAUGGUCAAAUGGUCUUGUUCGGCUGCGCAUUACUUUUAGAUGAGUCCGAGUCUUCCUUUACUUGGUUAUUUAAUACAUGGCUAUCUGCAAUGAAUGAUCAUCCUCCCGUUUCUAUAACCACUGACCAAGAUAGGGCCAUUCAGGCAGCAGUUACUCGGGUGUUUCCAGGAACUCGCCACUGCAUUUGCAAGUGGCAUAUAUUGAGAGAAGGGCAGGAAAGGUUGGCUCAUAUAUAUCUUGCUCAUCCUUCCUUCUAUGGAGAGUUGUAUAGCUGCAUCAAUUUUUCUGAGACCAUUGAGGAUUUUGAAUCAUCAUGGGCUUCUCUCCUUGAUAGAUUUGAUCUCCAGAAAAAUGAAUGGCUUCAAGCUGUGUACAAUGCACGCGAGCAAUGGGCCCCGGUAUAUUUUCGAGAUACUUUCUUUGCUGCACUUUCAUCAAACCAAGGAGUUAGUUCCUUCUUUGAUGGAUAUGUGAAUCAGCAGACCACCAUACCAUUGUUCUUUAAGCAGUAUGAAAGGGCUCUAGAAAAUUCGUUGGAAAGGGAAAUAGAAGCAGAUUAUGAUACAAUUUGCACCACCCCAGUACUUAAGACACCAUCGCCAAUGGAACAACAGGCGGCAAACCUUUACACGAAAAAAGUUUUUGCUAAGUUUCAGGAGGAAUUAGUUGAAACUUUUGUAUAUACUGCAAAUAAGAUUGAUGGUGACGGGGUGGUCAGCAAAUUCAGGGUUGCAAAAUAUGAACAUGAUCACAAGGCAUACAUAGUCAUAUUGAAUGUUUCCGAGUUCAAAGCAAAUUGCAGCUGUCACAUGUUUGAGUACUCGGGCAUUCUCUGUAGACACAUAUUGACUGUCUUCACCGUAACAAAUGUUCUCACCCUUCCAUCCCAUUACAUAUUGAAGAGAUGGACACGGAAUGCUAGAGUUGGUCUCGGAUCAGAUGACCAAGAUGCAGAUCCACAAGGCAUUGAGUCUCUUACCUUACGCUUCAACAACCUAUGUCGAGAAGCCAUUAAAUAUGCUGAGGAAGGGUCAAUUGCUGCAGAAACCUAUAAUGCAGCGAUGAAUGCUUUAAGAGAAGGAGCAAACAAAAUUGCUGUUGUAAAGAAAAAUGUAGCUAAAGUUAUGCCUCCUACUUCUCAGGGUAGUGGAAACACUCAGGAAGACAGUAACAAGAAGAUCCCUAUUUCAAGUUCUGAUAUGAAUACACCAUUGUGGCCCUGGCAUGAGGCAAUGCCACAUCGCUUUAAUCUUAAUGACAUUGGAGUUCCAGUUGCUGAUUUGAAUCAGCCUAGCAUGGCUCCUGUGUCUAUUAACCGUGAUGGCACCCCUACAGAUGGCACGGUGGUUCUCACUUGUUUUAAGUCCAUGACUUGGGUCAUAGAAAGUAAGAGUUCAACGCCAACCUGUAAAGUAGCUGUCAUUAACCUGAAGUUGCAAGAUUAUGGCACGACUCCUUCAGGAGAAAAUGAAGUGCAAUUUAGAGUUACAAAGGUCACACUAGAGCCUAUGUUGAAAUCGAUGUCUUACAUCAGUCAGCAGCUCUCGUCACCGGCUAAUAGGGUGGCUGUCAUUAAUCUGAAGCUCCAAGACACUAAGACAACUACUGGAGAAACGGAGGUGAAGUUUCAAGUUUCAAGAGAUACACUGGGGUCCAUGUUGAGAUCAAUGGCCUACAUUCGGGAACAACUCUGAAAUUCUCACAGAAUACAUGUCCUGAUGGAAAAUUCUACGCAAAAGCUCCCACGUGGAAAAUUUUAAUUUGUAGCAGGGAAACACCCAAAUCAGAGCUGUCUCAACUGGAUGAGCUGUAGGCACAGAUCACUGAAGGUGAGUGUGCAUCUUAAUCUGUCACUAGUGUACCAUGUUGAUGAUCCAUUGUCACAAUUUGGUUUAGUUGUAGUUAGUAAUUGUCAUUACUGUUUCUAGUUUUGUCUCUAGAUAGGUGACCUGUCCUUCCAUGUAAACAUGUGGUGGAAACUUGUCUGUAGUUUGUACAUGUAAGUCUUAAAAACUGAGAAAUUUAUCCAAGGAGCAUCAUCAAUAUCUUUAUUUCAGCCUAGGCAAAUGGUUGGGUUUUAUUUGUCCAAGGAGAGUUGCGGAUAUUUGUAUUUGAUCUUAGGGAUGAUGUAGAUUUUCUUUAAUUGAUUAUGAUUACACAAGUUACUUGAUCUCA
This is a messenger RNA of Cornus florida, 3660 nucleotides long. Its product is annotated as protein FAR1-RELATED SEQUENCE 3-like. The coding region runs from base 642 to 3179 and encodes 845 amino acids. The transcript is spliced from 7 exons. Gene Ontology annotation, biological process: regulation of DNA-templated transcription. NCBI's taxonomy places the organism in Eukaryota, Viridiplantae, Streptophyta, Magnoliopsida, Cornales, Cornaceae. Gene Ontology annotation, molecular function: zinc ion binding. The record is from RefSeq and is a predicted model, not a curated record.